AUGCCACUCAGUAACAAUACUGUCGGCCGUAGAAUCGAUGAGAUGGGUGAUGAUAUUGAAAAGCAAGUCAUUGCAAAAUUAAAAACAAGAAAUUUUUCGAUUCAAAUGGAUGAAUCGACCCUGAGAGACAGUGAGGCUGUUCUUAUAGCACAUGUGAGAUAUAUUGACAAAGGACUAUUUGCAGAAGAAAUGUUGUUUUGCAGAAAAUUGAGACGCACGUUAAAAUCAAGAGAUAUUUUUAACGAAUUAAAAAGUUACUUAGAUGUUAAUGAAAUACCAUGGAAAAAUUUAACAUCCUAUGCUGCAGAUGGUGUCCCAAGUAUGAUGGGAAAGAACAAUGGGUGCUUAAAAUUGAUGAAAGACAAGAAUCCAGAAAUGAUUUUUGUGCACUGUGUAAUCCACAAGGAGAACCUUGUCGCUAAAAACAUUUCGCCUGCUUUGAAUGAAGUCCUCAAUGCAGUUAUUAAAUGCAUAAAUUCAAUUAAAGCCAGUUCUAAAUCCGAGCGUCUUUUUAAACUAUUCUGCGAAGAACAAAGUGAAGACCAUGUGAGACUUUUGCUUCACACUGAAGUUAGAUGGCUAUCCAGAGGAAACUGUUUAAGGAGAUUUAUGGAGCUAAUUGAUAACCUUAGCGAUUUUUUAGGCGACAAACCAGAAAUGAAAUUUUUGCUUACAACAGACAGCAAAGCAUAUGUAAGCUAUUUAGCUGAUAUCUUCGAUAAGCUCAAUAUAUUAAACAAGCAACUUCAGGGUACAAAUGAGACACUAGUUGAUGCCAAAGCAAAGAUAUUUGCUUUUAUUACAAAUUUAGAGCUGAGCAAAAAUCGUUUUAAUGUCCGAAAUUUUGAACAAUUUUACUGGCUUCAAAAAGUUGAAGUGUUUGAUACUGCUCUCCAUAUUAUUCAAAGUCAUUUAAGUAUUUUAUCGACCGAUUUCCAUGAGAGAUUUUCUGAUUUGAAACAAAUUCAAUUUCCGACAUGGAUAAUGCAGCCUGUUUUGGUAGAUUUAAGCGACGUAACAAAUCUGCAAUAA
Messenger RNA from Ceratina calcarata, 1032 nucleotides. Its product is annotated as protein ZBED8-like. NCBI's taxonomy places the organism in Eukaryota, Metazoa, Arthropoda, Insecta, Hymenoptera, Apidae. The record is from RefSeq and is a predicted model, not a curated record. The coding region runs from base 1 to 1032 and encodes 343 amino acids. The transcript has a single exon.